GUACUUGGGAGAAUGGACGAGACCUGUGAAAUGAAAUACAAAGUAAUGGACAGCCCUCUGGGGAAGAUGGAGAUCUCUGGUUGUGAGCAGGGUCUGCAUGGGAUAAAGCUGCAUGGCGGGAAGACCCCAGACACUGGGCCGGCGGAGGCCGCCACUCCCGCUGAGCAGCUCGGAGGUCCCGGGGCAGUGCCGGAGCCCCUGCUGCAGUGCGCGGCCUGGCUGGAUGCCUAUUUCCGCGAGCCCGCGGUCCUCAAGGGGCUCCCCGUGCCUGCGCUGCACCAUCCCAUCUUCCAGAAAGAGUCAUUCACCAGACAGGUGUUAUGGAAGCUGCUGAAGCUUGUGAAAUUCGGAGAAACGGUUUCUUACCAGCAAUUAGCAGCCCUGGCGGGCAACCCCAGAGCAGCGCGGGCCGUGGGAGGAGCCAUGAGGAGCAACCCUAUCCCCAUCCUCAUCCCGUGCCAUCGAGUGGUCUGCAGCAGCGGGGCCGUGGGCAACUACUCUGGAGGCGUGGGCGUGAAGGAGUGGCUGCUGGCCCACGAGGGCAGUCCCGUGGGGAAAGCAGCCCGUGGAGGGGGCUCCCGUGCCACCGGAUCCUGGCGCGGGGCCCUGGGUGGCACCGCCAGCUCCCAGCCCACUGGCCGAGACUGAGUGUGCAGUGAGCAGCUUGCUGGGCGUGGGAGGUGAGAAAAUGGGAGCCUGGCCAACGUGAGGACGACUGCCCUGCAAGGAAGAGGCAUCUGGUGCCCGCCAGGAACCGCUGGCUGCCUCGGACACCAUGGCGGUACCCAGAGCCAGCCGGCCCCGGACCCCCGGACCCUCAUGCAGGCCUAUCCUCAGCAAGUUGGCCUGCCUGCAGCGUGCUCCAUGCCUGCGCUUUUCUCUCAGCUGCCAAAGCUUCUGGGAUGAUGCUACUGAAGGAACAGGGGCAGCCCUGAAAAGACAUGCUUACUCAGAGACUCCAGCUUUAUCUUCCCAGCUGCCAGAAGGCUAAUGCAUUUGGGGUCGCGUCAGCGGAAUAGAAAAUAGCCACUUGCCAGAAUAAUUUGGGAGAACAAACAGCUCUUUGUGCCUGAGGUAGCCCCUCCUGAGGAGUGCAGUUUCACGCAGCCGGUCUCUCACCACUCCUGGCCUGAGUUCUCUCGGGACUCAGGGCGAUUAGGGAUGCCGGCCUCUCCUUCCUGACCAGCGACCUAGAGCCUGGAAGUCCGGCCGCCUGCGAGGUGGGUCCACUCCGGUCAUGGUGCGGGUGGGGAGUGUGUCCCGCACCUGCUGUGCACACCAUCUAACACGUGAGUGCCAUGGCGUCAUCUUAGCUUCACCACCAGCCUAAUCCAGAAAGCAUCAGGGAAGCUUGUGGCUAUAUAUGUGGAUGAAUAAAAUGGAGCAUAUGAUGGAUGGAGGAAAUAAACGGUGCUUGGCUGGGCAAUAGAAA
Cervus elaphus (red deer) is the source of this 1432-nucleotide messenger RNA. It is a transcript of the gene MGMT, whose product is annotated as O-6-methylguanine-DNA methyltransferase. The transcript is spliced from 5 exons. Bases 13 to 648 code for a protein of 211 amino acids. The record is from RefSeq and is a predicted model, not a curated record. NCBI's taxonomy places the organism in Eukaryota, Metazoa, Chordata, Mammalia, Artiodactyla, Cervidae. Gene Ontology annotation, molecular function: methylated-DNA-[protein]-cysteine S-methyltransferase activity. Gene Ontology annotation, cellular component: nucleus. Gene Ontology annotation, biological process: DNA repair.